AUGUCCCCUUCAGCUACUUUUGACACAACUUCUACUGGCCACUCAAACCGUCCUAAGAUCCUCGUACCUGAAAAAGUAUCUCCAGAUGGACUGGCUUUACUAACCCCUCACUUUGACGUUGACAGCCGCAAAGGGUUAACGGCCCCCGAGCUUAUCAAUUUGAUCCCUAACUACCAUGGCCUGAUUGUUCGCUCCGAGACGCAAGUUACAGCUGAAGUCGUCCAAGCUGGACGGAAGCUGAGGGUUGUUGCUCGGGCUGGUGUUGGAGUUGAUAACAUAGAUGUCCCUGCUGCAAGCGCCCAAGGCGUUAUUGUUGUGAACUCUCCUUCAGGCAACAUCCUUGCAGCGGCAGAACACACUAUUGCACUCCUCCUUUCAACAGCUCGUAAUGUGGGCCAGGCAGACAGCAGUGUCAAGGCUGGCCGUUGGGAGCGAAGCAAGCUCGUGGGUGUUGAAGUUGGCCGUAAAACCCUCGGCAUCAUCGGUUUGGGCAAGGUUGGAAUGAAUGUCGCUCGCAUGGCCAUAGGUCUUGGUAUGACAGUCAAGGCAGUCGAUCCCUAUGCAAGCACCGACAUGGCUCGUCAAACAGGCGUUGAGCUGGUCCCUGGGUUGGAGGACCUGCUUCCUGUGGUUGACUUUCUGACCAUCCAUACGCCCCUGCUUGCUACAACGCUGGACUUAGUUGGUGAGACAGAGUUCAAAAAGAUGAAGAAGACAGCUCGUGUGCUCAAUGUUGCACGCGGCGGUGUGUAUAAUGAGGAGGCUUUGAUAAAAGCACUUGAUGAGGGAUGGAUUGCAGGGGCGGGUAUUGACGUCUGGUCCUCAGAGCCACUGGCCCCAGAUUCAGCAGCAGCCCGGCUCAGUCAACACCCCAAGGUUGUGGCGACACCUCACCUGGGAGCCUCAACGGUGGAGGCACAGGAGAACGUUUCAAUGGAUGUCUGCAAGCAGGUCCUCGAGAUUCUUCAGGGUGGACUUCCUACUAGCGCUGUCAAUGCCCCUAUUAUCAUGCCGGAAGAGUACCGUAAGCUGCAACCAUCUGUGCAGCUUGUCGAAAAGAUGGGUCGUCUCUAUACGCAGCACUUUGUGCGCAGUAAAGGAGGCAUGAUAGGGGGACGUCGAUUCGAGCUCACAUAUCACGGCGACGUGGCUGGCAUGACCAACACCAAGCCGCUGUUUGCUGCCCUUGUUAAAGGUCUCGUGUCCACGUUCAGCGACUCGCACAUCAACAUGGUCAACGCAGCACUCAUUGCCAAAGAGAAAGGCAUUGUGAUUAGUGAGACGCGUUCUGGCGAUUCGCCUUCGACUUAUGCCAACCUGGUGACACUACGUUCAUACCAGGCUGGCAGCAGUGGUAGUGAGCAGGUGAUUGAAGGCUACGCGAGUGAUGAACGAGUCUUCAUCUCCAAGCUGGACAGAUUCAAUGGUGUGUUUACACCGGAGGGAACCUUAAUUAUACUGCACAACUAUGAUGAGCCUGGCAAGAUCGGGGGAGUAGGGAUGGUUUUAGGUCAGCAUGGGAUUAACAUCAAGUUCAUGCAAGUGGCCAGUCUGGAUCCCGAAGCUACUAAAGGAGCCGAUACCCCGCCUGACCCGAAAGGCAACGAGGCAUUGAUGAUUCUUGGUGUUCUCGGGCCAGUGAGUGGUGAGGUCUUGGAGGACUUGAAUAACUCCCCAGGAGUUCUUGAUGUUGGACUGGUCAAGCUAUGA
Fusarium tjaetaba is the source of this 1710-nucleotide messenger RNA. RefSeq names its product phosphoglycerate dehydrogenase. Bases 1 to 1710 code for a protein of 569 amino acids. Gene Ontology annotation, biological process: L-serine biosynthetic process. NCBI's taxonomy places the organism in Eukaryota, Fungi, Ascomycota, Sordariomycetes, Hypocreales, Nectriaceae. The record is from RefSeq and is a predicted model, not a curated record. Gene Ontology annotation, molecular function: phosphoglycerate dehydrogenase activity; NAD binding. The transcript has a single exon.